Molecule: messenger RNA, 3802 nt
Organism: Patella vulgata (common limpet)
Lineage: Eukaryota; Metazoa; Mollusca; Gastropoda; Patellidae
Product: kynurenine/alpha-aminoadipate aminotransferase, mitochondrial-like
Exons: 12
Coding region: 126-1445 (439 amino acids)
Biological process (GO): biosynthetic process
Molecular function (GO): transaminase activity; pyridoxal phosphate binding
Source: RefSeq, a predicted model, not a curated record
AUUACAUCCACGUGCAGUUGGUGAAUAUACAGCGAUAACACGAGGACUAUAACAGUAGUGUGGUUGAGGAAGUUAUUGGAAUACAGGCAUUGGUUAACAAUUUGAAUUUGACAAUAACAAUAGCAAUGGCGCAAGGUGUACAUAACGGAAUAGGGGAUGUCAAGUUUCCAGAAUAUCAACAAUUUGUCAGUAGAAUAGGGGCCAGGUCAAAAAAUUCAGCAAUUAGAGACACUUUCGAUGAAGGAUGUGGACAGAAAAAUGUAAAUAUGGUUGCUGGACUUCCUAAUCCUAAAUUAUUUCCAAUAUUAUCUACAGAAAUAACGCUAAAGGAUGGAACAACAGUUAAAAUUGAUGAACAAACCCAGGAGGACGGCCUGCAAUACCAAAGCACAUGGGGCAUGCCCGAAAUGAUAGACUGGUUAAUAGAUCUACAGCGGAGGGUACAUAACCCGCCAACACUUGGUAGAGAAGAUCAUCCCGGACAAAUGGAGUUGAUGAUAAUAGCAGGAUGUCAAGAUGGAAUCAGCACGUGUUUCCGGAUACUGCUGAACGAAGGUGAUACUUUAUUAAUUCAGAAUCCAUCUUACCCGACCAUGUUCAAUAUGGUUGAAUCCAUCGGUUGUACACCAGUAGGGAUAGACUCAGAUGAACAUGGAAUAAGCGCAAGCAAAAUGCGGACUCUUCUAGAAAAUUGGGAAACAUCAAACCCAGUAAAUAAAAAUGCUCCAAGACCGAAGGUGUUGUAUUGUAUUCCUACUGGAGAAAACCCUAGAAGUGCAUCAUGGUCGUUUGAAAGAAGACAAGCUGUAUAUCAGAUAUGUCGAGAGUUUAAUCUGCUGAUAAUGGAAGAUGAUCCCUAUUAUUUUACAUAUUUUAACAGGCCUCUGCCUCGUUCAAUGUUAUCUAUUGAUGUAGAUGGUCGUGUUCUCAGAUUUGAUUCAUUCUCAAAGGUUAUGUGCCCUGGUUUUCGGCUCGGUUGUAUGAGUGGACCAAGACCAGUAAUGAUGAAAAUGUUAGCCAUUUAUAUGUCUACAACAGCUCAAGCAUCCGCCGUGUCACAGAUGACAUUGAUGGCCAUUCUUAAGAAAUGGGGUUAUGAAGGCUUUAUGCACCAAUGUGACAGAGUUUCACAAUUUCUGAAACAAAACGCAAGUUAUUUCGUUGAUGCUGCAACAAUAUAUUUAUCAGACGUUGCAGAAUGGACCAUUCCAGAUUCUGGUAUGUUUUUAUGGUUACGAUUUAAAGAUUGUAUGGACGCUACAGACAUAAUGAAAAAAUGUGAUCAACAAGGACUGAGCGUUCUUGGUGGCUUUAACGCAACAGCCGGAAAACCUGCGUCUCCAUAUGUAAGAAUAGCUUAUGCUUUAUCUACUAAAGAAGAAAUUAUCGAGGCAUGUAAGAUUAUGGCAAGAGUGGCAAAAGAGGAACGAAAUGCUUGUAAAUAAUAGCUGAAGACCGUUACUAUGGAUGCUCUACAUACUAAUAACUGUAGACGGACUGCAACAAAGUCUUUAAACUUCAUAUGAUCACUAGUAAUUCCUUCUCUCUCUCUCUCUCUCUCUCUUUCUCUCUCUCUUUUCCCGAAAGCACGGAUCGAACACCCGACCUUCAGGCUAGCGAGCCAGCGCCUCACCCACUUAGUCACCGUGACUCCCUAUGCGUAUUAAAAUACUGGACGGAUCAGUUGUUCUUGUAAGUAAAUCCAACACCCAUUUAAUAUAGAGACCGGUUAUUUAGACAGAGAUCGCCUCGUCUCUAUAUUACCCGGUAUCAGUGGGAAUUCCCUCCUCCCAGUACACCGUAUUGUAGUAGAGUAAAAUACCUACAACCCACAACUUACUUUCAAUUAUAAAAAUACUAUCUUAGACGUUUAAUUAGAAACGCAUUGUUUAAUUGAUAGUCAGAUAACUAUGAUCACAGAAAGAGAUUAUGAGAUUAAGAGAUUUACGCUUUACCUGAGAAGCAACAAAGGUUAGAUAAUUAUGUAUUGUUCGACGUUAAUACAGAAAAGUGGGACAUUAAACCCCAUUUUAUUUCAUUCGUCUUUGUCUCUAUAUUAAGCCCGUCGAUAUCAAUAUCGUGUUUGCCCUCCAUUAUCACCAGCCUUAACAAUAGUUUAUUUCUCUACACGAACCUCCUGGCGAAAAUGGCACCCAACCUAUUUUAACGAUUUAAUCGCCUUGUUCAACAUUCACAAUAUUGUAAGUUACAAGAGAUUCAAUAAUACAACAAAAUUAAACAUACAUUAUGACGUCACAUUAAUAAUGAUGUCAUUGUAAUAAUCAUAUUAAACAUACAUUAUGCAAGAGCUAAAUCUGCCAAUUGCAGGUCUUUCUUUAGGACUGAAAUGUUAUCUAAAUUAUUAAUUAGCCAUUUAUUAACUUAUCCAGACCAGAUUCAACUCUCGAUACCAUCGCUAGCCUGCGAUAUUUACUGGAUUAGAACCCGAUCUACUGCUCAACGCUCAUUGAUGAUUAAAUCAAAAAAUGGAUAAUCGAGACUAUGGUUUUUUUAUCAUACCGACUUUAGUAAUGAUGAUCGAGGCUAGACCCAAAAUUCAAUCGCUAUAUUCUCUGAAAUUUUCAGCAAAUUCCCUUUACAUUUUCUAGUUUUUAACUAUUAUAGUCAGAACUUCCAGCUCUUUAUCUAAUCUCCCAUAAUGUAUCUUAAAACAAUAAAUAAACCAGGCUAUGUUCCAAUGUCUUAUUUAGAGCAGUAAACGCUUCGAGGCCUUAAGGCAGACUUCAACAUUUUCAACAGAAUUUAUCUUUGUUGUCCAGAUAUAUCUUACUCAAAUAAUUAACGUAGAUCACCAUAAUAAAUAACAUUCUAAAGUUCAUUUGGGUCUUAGUGUUGUCUUUAAUUUUUCAUUUCUUUUUCUUAUUUCUUCUAUCUCUUUUUUCUUGUUGCUUAUAUUCUGAAAUACAGAAAUUGACAAUGAUGAAUAAUAGUACUGCGUGUAUUUAUAAUGCGGUUUAUCUACAAAGGUAUUGCUCAGGGUGUGAUACAUCCACGAUUUCUCCAGUGGUCCCAUUCCGUUAAACACCCAUAUAUCCUGGGUUUAUCCAUGGGGGAGACUUGAUAAUUACUGCCUGUUAUGGCUGACAUAAAAAAACAUCUUUCCUACUCAAAAGAUGUUUCAGGACAUCUUUUUGUGUGCAUGUCAAUUCUUUUAUUUUAAAUUUCGUGCAAAUGUUCGCAUAAUCGAGUUGACAAGCUGCCAUAUUGUUGUGAACGUUAACAAUGGGGCUAAGACUGGUUUGUAAACUGUUUUUUGACUGGUUCGUAGAGCCGCGCUGCGGUCAAGAACAGAUAAUUUGAAUACGUCAAUACCAAUGGAUGGACCCAUGGUAUAGUGGGGUACCGAAUAUGUGCUUGAUACAAUUACUGGGAUAUAGUUAAAGCCCGAUUAUUGCCCUUUACUUCUAACCUCUUUAAAUCUUCGACAGUAUUGCUGCUCCUGUACCCUAGACUCGGUGGGUAUAGCGUUUGUUCAAUAAGCAGGAGCUCUGGGGCUCCGUGCCUUUCUCUGCGAUAUCAUUUCGGUGGAAGUUAUUUCGCACAGACGGACACGCUGCCGAUAUUGGCCGAGAAAGUUCCUCAGGUUUUUGGGAGAGAAAUGGUUUACCGUUCACUACGUCAUUUCCGGAUGAGGUUGGACAGGCCACCUACUCCUUGUCAUGUACAAGCGGGGAAUCGAAAUCACGCCAUUGUACUCAACGACAGGCCUUAUGAUGCAACGCGCACGUGUUACCCCCCCCCCCCCCCAGAACACACACAGACACAGACACACAGAGGAUAA